UCCAUCUGCAUUCACCAGGGUGACGGAGCACCAGCCCCCGCUCACCUGCCCAUCGCGCCGUCACCACACAGAAACACACCAGGAGCUCAUUUAGAGCGAGUCAGAGUUCAAAGGUCAGCAAAGAUCAAAACAGCAGCCUGGACACGUCCGUCGUGGCGUGUUGACCCUGAACACGUCGGCCUCCCACAGCCUGUGUGAGGAUGAUGGUGGCUUCAUCGUCAGAGGGCAUUCCCCCAGACUCAGACACGCUUCAUAACUCUGAAUAACUCUGAACAGAUGAGGUCAUGCGAUGGUCGGCAGAUGAAAUCACUCCCUCGUACUUUUCCAGCUGCUGUGGAUGUUUUGGUUGCUGUUUUCCGUGCCCGGGGGCGAGGUGUAUCAGCGUGCUGCUGGCGGUGCGGCAGGUGGACUGUGAGCUGAGCUCAACUUUGCAGCUUCCAAACUUCUGAGAGAGAACGUGAGAGAGCGAGCAGAGGAGGAGGAAGGUGAAUCUCAAACACUCUUCUUCUUCAUCCAGGACUCAGUUUUUCUUCACUUUUCUACCAAACUCGACUCUUCUUCGUCUCCUCCGGCUCUGUUUGAGCAUCCGGCAGCAUCACUGAAUCUCCUGCCAUCAUGUCGCUGUUGCCCUUACUCAGCUGGACCCUCCUGCUCCUGGUCCAGGUGCAGAGCAGCGUUUCCGCCUCGGACCCGGCGGGGCCCGAGCUCCAGCCGCUUUCCCUGACCGUCCACCCUCACCACCAGCCGGAUGCCGCCUCCGGCUCCCACUGCCCCUCCUGCGCCCUGGCCAGGAUGCGGAGGAACGAAGGGGUCACAGCGGGGGAUGACACGGCGAGGGGGCACGAGCAAGAUGAAGAUGAGGCGGCUCAGCAAGACGUGGUGGAGGCGGUGAAGAGGCACAUCCUCAACAUGCUGCACCUCCAGGCCCGACCCAACAUCACCCGGCCCGUGCCACGCGCCGCGCUCCUCAACGCCCUGCGCAAGCUCCACGUGGGGCGAGUGGCGGAGGACGGCAGCGUGCAGAUCGAGGGGGAGGAGGAGGUGAGAGGGAGGGGAAGCCGAGGAAGAGGAGGAGGAGGGGAGGGGCAGCAUCAUCAUCGGCGGCGGGAGCUCGGGCGGGAGACGGCAGCGAUGUUCGAGACGACGGAGAUCAUCACCUUUGCCGAGCCCGGUGAGGUUCCGGGCACGGUGAACUUCGUCCUCUCCAAAGACGGCGGCGAUCUGUCUCUGGUGGAGCAGGCCAACGUCUGGCUCUUCCUCCGUUUAGCCAAGACCAACCGCAGCCGAGCCAAAGUCACCAUCCGCCUCUUCCAGCAGCACCACCCGUCCGGCGGACAUCUGUCUGUGCCGCAGGACGACACCCUCCUGUCAGAGAAGACGGUGGACACCCGCCGCAGCGGCUGGCACACCUUCCCGGUGUCGGCGGCCGUGCAGGCCCUGCUGCAGAGCUCCACAAGCACGACACUGAGCCUCAGGGUGUCCUGCCCGCUCUGCGCCGACACCGGCGCCACCAUCGUUCUGGUCUCGGGCAGCGCUGAGACGUCGCAGCGCAACAACCAGCGGGAGCAGUCCCACCGGCCCUUCCUCAUGGCCGUGGUCCGUCAGGGAGACGGCAGUGACUCGCAGCGGCGCAGGAAGCGCGGGCUGGAGUGUGACGGGAAGGUGCGUGUCUGCUGCAAACGGCAGUUCUACGUCGACUUCAAAGACAUUGGGUGGAACGACUGGAUAAUCGCUCCACGCGGUUAUCACGCCAACUAUUGCGAGGGGGAAUGCCCCUCCCACGUGGCGAGCAUCACCGGGUCCACGCUGUCCUUCCACUCCACUGUCAUCAGCCACUACCGCAUGAGAGGCUACAGCCCCUUCCAGAACGUGAAGUCGUGCUGUGUGCCCACCCGCCUACGAGCCAUGUCCAUGCUGUACUACAACGAGGAGCAGAAGAUCAUCAAGAAGGACGUCCAGAACAUGAUCGUGGAGGAGUGCGGCUGCUCGUAGAUGCAAACCUGAGCAGGAGAGGAGGAGGAGGAGCACCUCUGAACCCAGAGAGGGAGGAGAGGAAGCUGACUCUAGGAUCAUCACGUCACUUUUACUGACUGCUUUUCAUCCUUCGCCUCCGUCCGUCCCUCGAGGUCGCCCUCUGGGGUAAAAACUCUGCUCCAGACUCGUCCAGCAGAACUCAGAGAGUCUCCACGGCACUUUCAGAAAAAAGAGAAGAAAAAAAAUCUCUAAUAUAUUUUUGUUACAAACGGAGGAGCGAGGCUUAUUUAUGUGGCUGAGACGUUCAAGCACCGCUGAACCGACUUCGGAGAGACGAGGUGCCUGAAAAAAAUGCAAACAACAAAAGAAGAAAAAAAUCUCAAAACUAUGCAACUUGUUUCACGUAUUCAGACCUUAUUGUGUUUUAUUUGUCUCCGUUUGUCGGCUCCCCAAAUGUUUACUUUCUCAAAAUGUUGGAGGAAGACAGAAGAAGACUCUUGUACUUUAUUUAGAAGUAUACGUUUGUGAUGUGUGUGUGUGUGUCAGUGUGUGUGUGUCAGUGUGUGUGUGUGUGUGUGUCAGUGUGUGUGUGUGUGUGUGUGUGUGUGUGUGUCAGUGUGUGUGUGUCAGUGUGUGUGUGUGUGUCAGUGUGUCUGUGUGUGUGUGUAUGUGUGUGUGUUGAGAGAUACUUGAAAGAAACAAGUUGGCUCGGCUGCUGGAACCAAACACUUCUUUAUGUUAUAAUUAUUAUUGUCAGUAAGUAUAUUAAUAUUAUUAUUGUUGUUAAUAAUAUAUUGUGUUAUCAUGUCUCUUUUUUAAAAGAAGCGUUUCAAACGUGUUUAUUUUUUGCACUAUAGCGACACUCGUGUUCAGAUUAGCCACAGACAGAGAGGACAGACCGGAGGGAGGUCACAGGUUUGAGCCCCACUAGUCUUGACAAAAUACUUGACCGUGUCAUCAGUUGUGUCACUUCCUGUUGCUGAGGCCUGGAGCUGGCGUCUAAUGCUCACUGCCAGAGAAUCCUGAUUUUGCCAAAAGCAUGUGGACAGGUGGAGGGCUCGCGUUAGAAUGUACGUUUGAUUUCAGGAUGUUGGUCUUGAUGCUGUUUCACAAUAAAAGUCUAGCAGAAAUGCUGCAUCCCCUUCUGUUUGUUUCUGUCACUGCUUCUCAGUGAGCUGCUGCCCACGUCCAGCUCUCUGUACUCACAGCAACAGUGAGGUUUAUUGACUAAUCAUAACUUUAUGAUGACACAGUAAUUCACUCAUCAGCCGUCUGCACUCACAGAUGUUGGAUUUCAAACAUUCAGCUCACCUGCUUUGAAACCUUUAACUCCAGCCCCUUCAGUUCAACUUCUCUUCUGAUUGGCUCACAAAUAGAAACAUUUGGGUGAACAUGUUCAUCCAUCUCUACGACAUCAUCCAGACUGACGUGUAGAAAAAACAGUUUCUACAUUUUUUACAUGAACACGAGCUUCAUGACAGGAAAUCAGGAAAAGCAGAACGGUUCUAUAUUCAUAAAAGAUUACUAAUGCAAACGUUUGCUAACAGUAGAUACACAAUAGAUGUCUCCAGAAAACGAUGUUCUACACUCACCGGCAGCUUUCUGGCACUUGGCGGCCAUCCGACGAACUAUGGGUCAUGGCAGGUCAGCUGUGGAGGCUUCUGAUUGGAUAAAUCUGCACGUGUCUGUUGCUAUAUAGCUGUGCUAGCCAACCAGUUAGCAUGUACAGAUUAAUAUGUUUAUAUGGAGCUAAGUACUUACAUGAGCUAAUCACACGAGGAACCUCCGGUCUGUCCGGUCAGAAGCUCCGAGGACUUCUGCUAAAGUGAAGCACUUAGAAAACGUGCUGGUCACACACUUUUCUGGGAUCCACUUCCUGCAUUUGUAAAACAGGCGAGCUAAAGUUCUCUGUGAUAGCUAGCCUACAGCUAACCCGCCUAUCGAACCUCUGCAAUCCACGUUCACGUCUUUGUCUGUGGUGAAUGUUUACAGCAUUAGUAUUGAUAUCUCAUCUUUCUCAAAGAACUCCUAAACAAAUUGGCCUUUAUGUCUUUAUUAAAGUUGCGUUGGGAGUUUCAUGGGAUUUUUCCACACAGGGGCUAAAAUUAAAACAAUUUUUAGUUAAAAUCGGGUGAAAUUUUAUUACAAAGAUCCUUGAAGUUUUUCUUCUAUGAGACAAAUCGCUGCAUAAACGCAGCAUUAAUCAUAUAAAAUGUUGUUAACAUGGCACUUUGGAUACAUGAAUCAUAAAAUUCAGUUGAUUUGGUGAAAAUUCAAUUUUGAUGGUGAAAUUAAACCUGUUAAAGUUGAUAUUUAAUGCCUUAGUUUGCUUUAGGAGACCAAAGAGUCGAGUUUGUGUAUCUGUUUGUUUUUAAAUGAAAAGAAAUGAAUUUAUGAUCUGAUUCAAAAGGAUUUCACAGAAAAACACAGAAAAUGAUUCCUGCAGUUAUUUUGUCCUGACAGACGAUCGAUGUUUUCAUGUUUUUAGUUUCUCUGCUGUUGUUUCAUCCUCUCGCUCUCUGCACAUCAAGAACUCCACUUCCCACAAUGCUUUACUCUUCAUUGUUCUGAACUGAAAAAAGAAAAGACAGCCGUAAAUUUGGGAGAAAACGCCGUCCAAUCAGAUUCCGGCUGUUUCUGUGUCGUGUGUGUUUCUAUCAGUAUUGUCGAUUUGUUCGCCAAAAGUUUUGGAGUGUUUGUCGCCUUUUUGAUGAAGUUACAUGUUUUUACUUUUUGGAUUUUUUUGUUGUUAUGAUGGUUUCAUGGAGGAGGGCGGAGCCUCCUCUUGUUCUUCUGGACUGUGGGACGACCUCGGAGGUGGUCCUGUGUACAUGGACACAAACAAAACGUCAGUGCAGAAAAAAACUCAAAAACAAGCAAAAAAUAAAAAAACAAACAAAACGUGGUUGUUAUUUGUUCAGAUUUUGUUUAUAUUGAAAUGAAAAAAAAAUACUGACACUGAACAAAGUGGACAAAGAAUAAAAAGUCUAUUUUUUAUUCUGUAUAUAUGGAAAUCAGAUUCCAGUAUGUUGCAUUGCUUUGUUGUACAAAUCAAAUGUGCUUGUGGCAUUUUUCUAAUCUAAUUUAUUUUAUAGUAUUUUUUGUUUUUCUGCUUCACCAUUAAAGUUUAAAGGACGUACACGA
Molecule: messenger RNA, 5118 nt
Organism: Oreochromis niloticus (Nile tilapia)
Lineage: Eukaryota; Metazoa; Chordata; Actinopteri; Cichliformes; Cichlidae
Gene: inhbaa
Product: inhibin subunit beta Aa
Cellular component (GO): extracellular region
Molecular function (GO): growth factor activity; cytokine activity
Source: RefSeq, a predicted model, not a curated record